CAACCUCCAGAUAUACUGCUGGAGAACACAUAUAACAUGGACGAGACUAGUAUUAUGCUAAGUAUGCUAAAUUCCGUGAAAGUCCUAGUUGGUAAGGACGAUACACAUGUCUAUAGAGGGGCGCGUGUUAAGCGUACUAUGGUAACUGCUGUUGAAUGUAUCUCUGCAGACGAAAGGUCGGAAUCAAAGGUUCAGACGUGCUCGAUGGACCUGCAGACGAUGGCGAUGAUGCGAGUGAUGUUGCAAAUACGUCCUGGACACAAGAAGUGGGGGAGCACACAUCGACCGGAGACGGUGAAGUCAUAGAUGAACAGACUGAAGACGCUGCCGAGGAAAUGGACCGAGCACAGCGCGAAGAGAAGUGGAUGGAGAUUUGUCAGGAGAAGGUGGAGAUUGCACGGCAGAUGUGUGACCUCGAAGAUGACAUGAGUGUCGAGGAAAAGCUGAGUGUGUUUGAUAGGGUCAAACGCGAAUGAGAGGGGGAAAGAGAGCUAUUGUUCAUAGGGGCGAGCAGACUCAGCGAUACUCAGGCACACGAUCGACGGCUUCGACUAUCGUAGCAACUGCGCAUGUAUCCGAUUCUGAAGAGGCACACAUUGGUG
This is a messenger RNA of Didymella exigua CBS 183.55, 602 nucleotides long. RefSeq lists its product as uncharacterized. NCBI's taxonomy places the organism in Eukaryota, Fungi, Ascomycota, Dothideomycetes, Pleosporales, Didymellaceae. Bases 156 to 476 code for a protein of 106 amino acids. The record is from RefSeq and is a predicted model, not a curated record. The transcript has a single exon.